UCUCCACCCACCAAUCGGCUCACGUAGACACAGGACCCGCCCCCAGGCUACGUCGCCUGUCAGUCUCCGUUAGACCCCGCCCCUCCCUGCCUUUUACACAAACAGCAGUAGCGCUCGAGAGAGUAAAUAGAGAAAGCCCCAAGAUGGCGGAGUCAGUGAGCUUCAUUCACUUUGGUGCAGCGAAUAAAACCCCGCUGUCCAAACCUAAAGAGCCGAAAGCCACGACGGAAAAUCGACCGCAGUGUUCACGCGACCACCACCCUCCACCAGCGAAGAAAGUGCGAAACGAUGAGAAAAGCCUGAAACCCAAGAAACUGAACGGAGAAGGCGGGGGAGGCGGCGGCAUAGCGGAGCGGCAGCACCAGAAGCAGAGUUAUGGCAGUCCGACAACAUGGAGCUUCAGUCCCAUCAAGUCGAGCAACCCUACGGCGCCAGCCCAACCGCCCCUUCACAAAGUGUUCAAGCAGAGCGCAUUCCUCGCCUCUCCACCAAAGCCCAAAAAGCUCAAGGAAAAACGGGAGAAGGAGAAGGAAAAGAAAAAACAUAAGCCACCCGCGGAAAAUAACGUCAGCAGCUUGCUCGUCUCUGGACCGAAGAAGGAAAACGGAGAGGUGAAGUUGGUACAGAAAGAGCACAUCAACAAGGAAAAGCUGAAGGAUCGAGACCGGGAGCGUGAGCGGGAAAAAAAGAAAGAAAUGCAUAAAGAAACGCACAAGGAAACGCACAAGGAAAAAGAUCUGCAUAAAGAAAUAUAUAAAGACCUGCAUAAGGAGAAGAAGGAGGAGAAAGACCUGCAUAAGGAGAAGAAGGAGGAGAAAGACCUGCAUAAGGAGAAGAAGGAGGAGAAAGACCUGCAUAAGGAGAAGAAGGAGGAGAAAGACCUGCAUAAAGAGAAGAAGGAGGAGAAAGACCUGCAUAAAGAGAGAGAGAAGGAGAGGGAGAAGAAGAAACUCAAACUGUCCAACGUGAUAAAGAGGGAGAACGGGGAGGUCAAACUGCUCCAUAAAGGUGAGAAGGCGAAGGCCAAGCUGAGUCUGGAGGAGCUGCAGAUCAAGAAGGUGAAGAAGAAAAAGCGCAAGAGGCGACGCGAGGAGGAGAAGCGGCGGCGGCCCAAGAUGCACAGCCGCUCCAGCCAGACCGAGCUGCCGGCUUGCGCCUUCAAGCCCCCGCUGCCCGUCCAGCAGGGCGGCGCUGUGCUGAAGCAGGAGAAGGACAAGAGCGCGUCGCCGCGCGGCCUGACCCCCACCUCUGGCUCCGCCCCCGCUGCGGAGGUGGCCAAGGGUGCGUCGCCGUGCCGACUGCCCGGCGUGGAGGCCAUGGAGUUCGGCCGCCUGGUGCACGUGGAGCAGCAGCCUAACGGAGGCGCUCUGGUGCUGCACGCGUACAGCCGCGAGCUCGCCGUGCUGACCCCAGCCCAGCUGCAGCGCUUCGCUCACGAGUUCGUCACGCUGGCCUUCAGCGAGGACCCCGCCGGCGCCGCCCACUACGUCAUGGGCAUCAUCCACGGAGCCGCCGCCUACCUGCCCGACUUCCUGGACUACUUCUCCGGAAAGUUCCCCACCGCACCCGUCAAGAUGGAGAUCCUCGGCAAGAAGGACAUCGAGACCACCACCAUGGCCAACUUCCACAGCCAGGUGAAGAGAACCUACUCCCACGGAACGUACCGCGCGGGGGCCAUGCGGCAGAUCAGUCUGGUGGGCGCAGUAGACGAGGAGGUGGGGGACUUCUUCCCAGAGUUCCUCAGUAUGCUCAACGAGUCGCCCUUCCUGGAGCGCACGCUGCCAUGGGGCACGUUCUCUAGCCUGCGGCUGCAGAGUCCGAAGGAGAGUGAUGAUGGGCCCAUCAUGUGGGUGCGUCCUGGAGAGCAGAUGAUCCCUGUCGCAGACAUGCCAAAGUCCCCCUUCAAGAGGAAAAGGUCGACCAAUGAGAUAAAGAAUCUGCAGUACCUGCCUCGGACGAGUGAGCCGCGGGAGAUGCUGUUUGAGGACCGGACGCGAGCGCACGCAGACCAUAUCGGCCAGGGCUUCGAGAGGCAGACCACCGCUGCCGUCGGAGUGCUCAAGGCUGUCCACUGCGGAGAGAGCUCUGAGCCUCCUCGCAUUACCAAAGAUGUGAUCUGUUUCCACGCCGCUGAUUUCCCUGAUGUGGUGCAGAGACUACAGCUAGACCUGCAUGAACCUCCACUCUCACAGUGUGUGCAGUGGGUGGACGACGCCAAACUGAACCAGCUGCGGCGCGAGGGCAUCCGCUACGCUCGUAUCCAGCUGUACGAUAACGACAUCUACUACAUCCCGCGCGGCGUGGUGCACCAGUUCAAGACCGUGUCGGCCGUCUGCAGCCUGGCCUGGCACAUCCGCCUGCGUCAGUACCACCAGGGCGGAGAGGACGAGGAGCCGGUCACCACGGCAACCACGCCCACCACGCCCCUCGUCAAGCCGGAGCCCGGCGACGCCGCUGCAGAGAGCCCGCCCAAAACCUCCGUCUCCACGACGACGGCGGCAUCCACUGAUGCCCCCAGAGACUCUCAGCCCCUCCCCCAAAUUAAAGUGGAGCCAGCUGAUUCGCUGCUGGUUACCAAGGCAGCCAAGCCACAACCCAGCGGAGAGGGCCGGCCCAAGUCGCAUCACCACCAUCACCACCACCACCACCAUCACCACUCGGACUCCACACAUACACACACACACACACACACGCCAGACCACAGGACCUCCCCCGCCCCCCAGCCCUCUGAAACACACACACCCCAAACUCCAACCCAGACACACACUCCCCAGUCCAGGCCACACCCAGCCGAGCAUAAGCCACACCCGCCCCACUAUAAGCCACACCCAUCCCAUUCUAAACCACACCUACCCCUGUCUCGGCCACACCCACUCCACUUCCAGCAGACCGAGCAGCCUCAGCUGUUGUCUCCUCCCCCCUCAGUCCAAGCACACACACACCCCCACACACACACACACUCUCAGCCCCGACCCCUGACCCCAACACACACACUGCCGCCGCCACCAGCCCAAAGCCACACACACUCACAAGCCCCGCCCCUCACACAAAGCCCGCCCCCACGGCCGCCGAAGCCCAAUCAGGACUCGUUUUCCCCUGCAGAGCCCCGCGUGCAGCCGCACCACAAAGACGUUUUCUACUGAAGAUGAAGAUGGACUCUUACCCCCCCCCCCCCCCCCCCCCCCCCCCCUGGACUCGGACGGUUUUUAACUACCCCCCACCCUGGAGGCAUUUCAGUUCGCCCUUUUUUAAAUUGUUUUUAAACACCCCACACCCCAAAUCCCCCAAACCGCGAUCCAUGAUGACGCCCGCUGUGUGUGUGUGUGUGUGAGGGUGAGAGAGAGAGGUUUGUAAUACACUCACAGGUGUGUGUGUGUGAGUUGUGCACUUC
Molecule: messenger RNA, 3391 nt
Organism: Alosa sapidissima (American shad)
Lineage: Eukaryota; Metazoa; Chordata; Actinopteri; Clupeiformes; Clupeidae
Product: lysine-specific demethylase RSBN1L-like
Exons: 8
Coding region: 144-3143 (999 amino acids)
Cellular component (GO): nucleus
Source: RefSeq, a predicted model, not a curated record